Molecule: messenger RNA, 2769 nt
Organism: Pestalotiopsis fici W106-1
Lineage: Eukaryota; Fungi; Ascomycota; Sordariomycetes; Amphisphaeriales; Sporocadaceae
Exons: 6
Coding region: 1-2769 (922 amino acids)
Biological process (GO): Ras protein signal transduction; positive regulation of GTPase activity
Cellular component (GO): plasma membrane
Molecular function (GO): GTP binding; guanyl-nucleotide exchange factor activity; GTPase activity
Source: RefSeq, a predicted model, not a curated record
AUGGCUUCCCGCGACCAAAAGGCUCAGCAUUCUCAUAGGCACUCGACGGGCACUCCCCAUCACCGCCGCUCCGAAUCUCAAAAGCACGGCCGGAGCCGACAGACCUCAAACGCCUCCGUCGCGCACUCCUUUGCGCCCUCCCUCCCCUCGCCCUCCGUUACCUCGAGGUUUUCCACCGCGACCACCGCAACCACCGCGACCUCUGCCUCCCGCACGAGCGCCUCGAUUCACGACGGCGACGAGCCGGUCUCGUCCGAUUCCCUAUCGUCCUCAGAGUCCAUUGUCGACGACCCCUUCUUCCAGCGACAGUACGCCGCCGACAAGGCCGACGUCGCCGCCAGGAAGCCGACCCGCUCACCUGUUCCAGAGAACCUCCGCCAUGAGACUCCACCCCCUAACCUCCAGCCAGUGCCACGAAUUCAAGUCCCAAGGAGAAAGUCGUCGGACGUAGAAGAGCAAACCGAUGAUCGUCCCCCGGCGCGAACGACCAUGGAGAGUAUUAAUAUCGUGGUCAUUGGCGCCAAUGGCGUCGGCAAAUCACACUUCAUACAAAAGGCCCUGUCCCUCACGAGGACUCCUAGCUCGCAACCCUCGACGGCGCGGAUCAACAUCGAUCAUGUUCCGUAUGCCGUCACUCUGUUUGAGCUGGACCUCGAGUAUUUCGAUGUAGACCCCGACAGGCAGAUACAAUGGCCGAGGCAAGUAGGCGGCGCCAUGAUGCCAGCCAUACACGGCGUCUUGCUGCUCUACGAUGUCAUGAACCGAGAGAGCAUCAUUGAAUUGCCCCAGACACUGACCGCAUUGGUGAAGUCGUCCUUGCCAACUAUUCUGGUCGCUACCAAGUGCGACAACCCAGAGAGCGCAAGGCAAAUCGAUACCGAAGGACUGGCUGCUGCGUGUAAAUCAUGCAUCGGCAGCUUCAAAACGGCAUCGAGCAAGCCAGAGAGCGCGCGCAUGCCAUUGUCGUUUCUGUUGAAGGCGUUGAUUUUGGGUCGACAGGACGAAUCGGGAGAGGGAAUUGGCAGGAGGCGAGCUGCUUCUGCAGCCCACCUAGACAAGCCAUUUGACCCCUCAAAAGGCCGGCCUCUAAGCCAGCACAGCAAGCACAGCCGUGCCAGCUCAGACAUGUCCCUCCUCAAGGGAUUUUCCCAACCAGGCAUCAUGCUUCGUACAACUGGCAUCCGCCUCGACCGACCAGGCACGGGGACUUUUCGAGAAAUUGACGAGUUUGAGGCUGACUCGAAUCGCUAUUCCGAGGACAUCCCAAUUCUCCAACGCGGGGAUGACCUGAGUUUUGAUCGUCCAGCUAAGAAGGUUGGCUUGACCUUUGACGAGCUCGUCGAUCGCUUGAUUGCGCCCAAGUUUUCCAGAGCCGACUCGAAUUUCGCCGACGUAUUUCUCUGCUUGUAUCGCAAAUUCGCUGCUCCUAGUGCGCUGCUGUCCGCUAUACUGACACGGCUGGAACGUGUCAAGGAGGAGAAACCCUCUCACUAUCUAACCAAGACCGCCACACAACUUCGCAUUAUUGAAUCCGUUGCAAAAUGGGUUUCAUCCUACCCCGGCGACUUUGCGAAGCCUACAAUCAGGAGGAACCUGGAAGAGUUCAUCCGAAAUCUUUCUGCAGAACCCAUUUUCAGCGCGGCGGCCCAGCAAAUGCGGCGUGUCCUGGAUCUAAGCGUGUUUGAUGAAGACGAUUCCGGAUGGGUCAAAGAUGAUGAUGCCGAGACUGCGAGCCACAUGAGUGCGCCGAAACACCCGUCGGUUAGCCUUGCGGGUAGCCUCGACCUUCCAGAAAGUAUGAGCUUAUUGAGCGUGAGCGAGCCGGUCGACAGGAGGCCGUCUGCAAGCUCAUCACUGCUGACGGACUCCUCCAACUCGCUAAAAUUCCACCAGUUCCAGUUUCACUCAUAUGAAGACUAUGAACACGAAGCCGCGACAAUGGUACCUACGUACACCAUGCCGUUGACCAAGUUCAGAUACCAUAUCUUCAUGGACACGUCGGACGAUGACAUUGCCGACGAGUUGACGAGGUUAGAUUGGGUCAUGUUCUCUUCGAUCCGCAUCCGGGACCUUGUACGGCACGUGAGCCUCAACGCACAACAAAAGGAGAAUUCAGCAAGUAUGAAGAAUGUAAAUCGGAUGAUUAACCACUUCAAUCACAUCGCAAAAUGGGUGGCCAACAUGGUGUUGAUGAGGGAUAAGGCAAAACACCGUGCCCAGAUGCUCGAGAAGUUUAUGAACAUUGCUCUGAAGCUCCGGCAGCUCAACAACUAUAAUGGUCUGGCAGCGGUCUUGGCUGGAAUUAACGGCACAGCUGUACACCGCCUUUCACAGACACGUAAUCUCGUGGCGGCCGAUGUCCAGAAACGUUUUGCGCGGCUGGUGCUCCUAAUGGGUUCACAGAAGAGUCAUUUUGCUUAUCGUCUGGCAUGGGAGAACUCGCCACUACCGCGAAUUCCCUACAUGCCUCUACAUCGUCGAGAUCUUGUCUCUGCCGAGGAAGGAAGCAUGACUUUUAUCGGACAAGACGGCGACCGCGUUAAUUGGAAGAAAUACGAAAUCUUGGGAGAGAUCAUCUUGCCUAUAAUCAAGAGUCAAGGAACGCCGUAUCCUAAUCUCUCCAAGCACGAUACAGCGAGGGAACUCAUCCUAGAUUGUCUGAUGCCAACGGAUGAGGAGGACAUCUACCAGCGAAGUUGCCAAGUUGAAAAUCCAGCUGGUGGCAUGUAUGACGGGAAGAAAAAGUUCCCAUGGUUCGCGAAACAAUGA